This is a messenger RNA of Dibothriocephalus latus, 399 nucleotides long. Lineage: Eukaryota; Metazoa; Platyhelminthes; Cestoda; Diphyllobothriidea; Diphyllobothriidae. The record is from the annotation of a GenBank genome assembly.
GGCUGCCGAGCCAACAAAGGAGUCAAGGCCCCGGGCGCUUACUACUACGAGACAACAGUUCUAGAGGAUGGUCCGGUACGUGUCGGUUGGGCCACCAAUGGUGCCUCCUUGAACCUUGGUGAAGAUGAUCUGGGCAUCGUUUUUGGCACCGAGGACGGUUCCACCCGCGGUCUCGUCACUUUCAACGGUGAUCAGUUUGAUUUCGGUGCAGAAGUGAGGAAGGGUGAUGUGAUUGGCUGUUACAUAGACUUCGAUCACGGUGUUGCCACGUGGAACUGCAAUGGAGCCGAGGGGGCACAGCCUGUACGUAUACCCGACCGACUCCUCAACGAAUCCUUCUUCCCGGGUAAAUUUCAGCCAUUUUCCGUAACUAUUUGUUUCCUUUCUAUCCAAUGUUGA